Durusdinium trenchii is the source of this 1469-nucleotide messenger RNA. Lineage: Eukaryota; Dinophyceae; Suessiales; Symbiodiniaceae. The record is from the annotation of a GenBank genome assembly.
UCAAGGGCAAUUCUGUAUGGCCUCUUCCCAGUAUAUUUAUGUGAGUUUCAUAUCAAUGUUAUGUCAACUCCGAGAGAGACGAUCUUGCCUCUUCUGGGCCUCGUGAGUGUCUUGACUGUUGCGAUAUGCGGAUAUGGCGACCUGCAAAAGUUGCUCCAAAAAGGAGCGAAUGGCCAAACCCAUGGCGCACAGCUGGAACAAACCGUUUUGCAUCACGAGGACGACGACACUAAUUUUUCUUCGAAAUUUGAUGCCACCCAGGGACACACUGACACGUUUGCGGUUCUGUCGCGGAUGUGGCGUGGAGAUUUGCCACAUUUGGAAAGCUGGCUUCGGCACUACAUCCUUCAUUUGGCUGUGCAGCGUGUUUAUGGCGUGGUGACCGACCCAGACGACCUCACAGACCUGAGAGCUUUAAUCCUCCGUGCAGGAUUCAGGGAUCAAGUGAAACUCUUUUCGGAACCAAUCAGUGAAGACAGUGUCAAUACUGCCGUCUUCGACCCAGCCCAAAUAGCUGAAACCUUUGUGUUGUCAGUGGACACUGAUGAAUUUGCAGUACUUCCCGUUGGUGAAAGUCUUCAAUCCUUUACGGCAUCAGAGCCGUUAGCUGAUUUCUUCCAAAUGGUAUGGCGAUAUGCGCCCAGUGAUACCAUGGGGGAACAGUUCACUCCGCGCAUCGGCAUUUUGUGCAAGAAUUAUGGGAAACCCAUGUUCCGCACUCGUAGAUUCCAAAAGUUCAAUAAUACUCCCCACUUUAUUUUUUGUGAACCUCCAAAGGAACUAGAGGAAGAGGGAAUGAUGGGAAUGCAGAUGUACUCCAUGGACGAACGCAACUGCCGGAGGGCACAGAAGUCUUUAGCCCUGAUGCAUUUCUGGUAUCGUGGUGUCUACGAUGCCCUCUUGCGACAAAGUGCAGGACAUACCACAGGCGAUUUCUCGGACCGAAACACUGGGGUAGAGGUGGUACUGGAUGAAUUACGGCACGGGAUUUUGCCGCAACGGCUGAAACACCUGGCUGUUGGAACUGUUUGCGAAGACUUACUGGAAACCACUACGAAUUCAGAGAGGUCAAAGUUCCGCGAGAUCUAUGGCGAAGACAACACGUCGUUCCGUCUGGAAGUCUUUAUCAACCAGACUGAAGCAAUCGAUCAGCUGGACUUUUUGGGAAUCGAUGAAGAACUCCGGAUGAGAGCUGUCGAAAAGUACCACCAAUUCAAAGCUGCUUUUGCCAAACAUUUUGAGAAGAUAGUUUGCGAACCUUUAAAAUUCUGCACGGUUCCUAUCACCCCUUCGAUGCUCCUUGCAAAAAGCUUGACUGUGGAGGGGAUGCAGAACUUUGAUGAGCCUUGCAAGUUUUUUUUCUUCCCGGAUUUCAAUCACAGCGCUUGAAACACUGGGAUCUAGCAUCUGACUACCAGACUCAGAAUGCAAAAGUGGCAUAGGAGUUCUGAACUUCCCUUUGAAGUCGC